AUGGUGCGAAUGGGAGGGAUUGGGGGAAAGAUGGGGGAGAGAUGGGGGAGAGAUGGGGGAGAGAUGGGGGAAGAAGGGAGAUGGGGGAAGAAGGGAGAUGGGGGAAGAAGGGAGGUGGGGGAAGAAGGGAGGUGGGGGAAGAAGGGAGGUCCCACGCUUCCGCUCUCUGUCGCCCGCGUCGUCGCCAUCGCUUCCGCAGCUCGUCGCGUUCGCGACCCCUGCCCGUCGCCUUCGCUCCGCCCGUCGCCUUCACUCCCCCCCCCUCCUCCCCCCCCUUCCGUUGCCUUCAUUUCCCCCUCUCGUCCUCCCGUCGCCUUCACGUCCCCCUCUCGUCGCCUUCACUUUCCCCCCUCCCGUCGCCUUCACUUCCCCUUCCCGUCACCUUCACUACCCCCUCCCGUCGCCUUCACUUCUCCCCCCCGUCGCCUUCACUUCCCCCUCUCGUCGCCUUCACUUCCCCCUCCCGUCGCCUUCACUUCCCCCUCCCCUCGCCUUCACUUCCCCCUCCCGUCGCCUUCACUUCUCCCUCCCGUCGCCUUCACUUCCCCCUCCCGUCACCUUCACUUCCCCUCCCGUCUCCUUCAUUUCCCCCUCCCGUCGCCUUCACUUCCCCUUCCCGUCGCCUUCACUUCCCCCUCCCGUCGCCUUCACUUCCCCUUCCCGUCGCCUUCACUUCCCCCUCCCGUCGCCUUCACUUCCCCCUCCCGUCGCCUUCACUUCCCCCUCCCGUCGCCUUCACUUCCCCCUCUCGUCGCCUUCACUUCCCCCUCCCGUCGCCUUCACUUCCCCCUCCCGUCGCCUUCACUUCCCCCUCCCGUCGCCUUCACUUCCCCCUCCCGUCGCCUUCACUUCCCCCUCCCGUCGCCUUCACUUCCCCCUCCCCUCGCCUUCACUUCCCCCUCCCGUCGCCUUCACUUCCCCCUCCCGUCGCCUUCACUUCUCCCUCCCGUCGCCUUCACUUCCCCCUCCCGUCGCCUUCACUUCCCCCUCCCGUCGCCUUCAUUUCCCCCUCCCCGUCGCCUUCACUUCCCCUCCCGUCUCCUUCAUUUCCCCCUCCCGUCGCCUUCACUUCCCCUUCCCGUCGCCUUCACUUCCCCCUCCUGUCGCCUUCACCUCCCCCAUUUCCCCCCUUCACGCUCUCUUACCCCCUCUGCUCGCCCCUGUUUUCCCGGCUCACUCCUAUACUCACUCUCUCCCUCCCUGCUCACUCUCUUCCCCCCUGCUCACUCUCUUCCCCCCUGCUCACUUUCUUUCCCCCUGUUCUCAUCCCUCUUUCCCCCUUUCUCACCCAUUUCCCCCCUGCUCGGUCUAUUUCCCCCUGUGCUCGCCCCUAAAAUCCCCUGCUCACUCCCUUACCCCUUGUUCACUCUCUCCCCCUCUGGUCACUCUCUUUCCCCCUGUACUCACCCAUCUUUCCACCCUGUUUACUCUCUAUUCCCCUUUGUUCAACCCUUUCCCCCCCCCAAGUCCUCUCAUUUCCCCUCCUUAGCCCCAUGCUUACUGGCUAUCCCCUUUGCUCACCGCCUUCUCCACCCUGCUCACUCUGUUCCCCGCUUCGCUCACUCCUCUGCCUAA
Molecule: messenger RNA, 1575 nt
Organism: Closterium sp. Naga37s-1
Lineage: Eukaryota; Viridiplantae; Streptophyta; Zygnematophyceae; Desmidiales; Closteriaceae
Source: the annotation of a GenBank genome assembly